This is a messenger RNA of Naegleria fowleri, 2883 nucleotides long. RefSeq lists its product as uncharacterized. The record is from RefSeq and is a predicted model, not a curated record. The transcript has 3 exons. Bases 1 to 2883 code for a protein of 960 amino acids. Gene Ontology annotation, molecular function: protein binding. NCBI's taxonomy places the organism in Eukaryota, Heterolobosea, Eutetramitea, Acrasida, Naegleriidae.
AUGAAAUCUUUUUAUGAUGGCCACACAAGCAAAACACCAUCCAUUCCUUCAUCAUUCCGUCUCUCUUCCAAUAACAAUGAUGAUAAUGAAGAGGAACAACAACAACUUGGCACUCCACCCGCUACUACUACAACAACGCGCCGAGCAUUUAGGCCCAUGAUUUCUUUGUUGCGUAGCACAAUAGGAAACACCUCUUCAUCCACCAUUCAUAACAAGUCAGGAAAUGAAAAUUUCGGAAAUCUUCAUCAUCAUCAACAAUCUUCACCAACAGACCACGAUCGUUUGAAACACAACAAGAUGGACACGACUUCUCCCACUACAAAUCUACGACGACAACAUUUUGAAAGCUCUCCAAAGAGAAACCGUUCCAUUGCGGCCAGUCCCAUUCACAAAACAGGCCAAGUGAUGGCUAGCCCAAUUUCCGUUCAUUCUAACUCUCCCUUCACACCAUUGCCAUCUCCUCCUAGAUCCAUAACAGGAGAUGCCUCUUCCACAUCAAAUCUGUCAGAUGCUGCAUGUUGUUCUACAUUUACUUGGAAACCAACCAUUCCAAAUAACCAAAUGGUUGCUUCGUCUGACCAUGGUAGGAAUAUUUGCACGCCCUUAUCAUCAUUGUCCUCAACAAGUUAUCUGCAACCCUCUGAGACAAACAACCUCAUAUCACCACCUCAGCAGCAACAACAACACCUUGUCAUUCAUCACGGCGACAAUCAUGCCUCUUCCUCCAAUCAUGGCCAUACCAUUGUGGCCUUUCUAUUCAUGUACAGCUCUAAAAAUUCACUUCAAACUUUUGAAAGAGCCUUUCCAUUGUGGCAGGGGAGAACCUUGAUCUCAAGAAAAAGCCCUGAAUAUUUCGAAAAAUUAAUCCCUAGAAGGAACGAUCGACUUCCACUUUAUGAUCAUUGUAUUUGUAUCAAUAAUCUUUCUAUUUCAAAAAUUCAUGCACUAAUUGAAAUAUCGGAUGGUGACUUUUCAUUUCUUGAAGAUUUAAAUUCUAGAAAUAGGACUUUCAUUGUUGAAAAGUCAGAAAAAAAGAAACGCCAUAUUAAUAUUCAAUCGAGAAAGCUCUACCAAUUGAGAGAUGAUAAUUUUGUUCUUUUGGGAAAUAUUAUUUGUAAAUUCAAGUUAUGUACAGAGAUGGACGAGACUCUGAUGCAACUCGCCGUUGCUUCAUACAAGAAACAUCGAAAUGAGUUUAUCAGAAAAUCUCCAAGUCAUCACUUCCAACAAACACCUCAAUCAUCUCCAAAUGUCAAAUCUAAAUUAUUGAUGGGUCCACCAUCUACUACUUUUACUUCUCCCAGUAAGAAAAGUUUAUUUGCCAAGCAACUAAGUGGCUCCACUACAAAUUCCACUGCAACUUCAACACCUCGUUCUGAAACCAGGAAAACUUCUGAGAUACUGGUGCUGGCAACACCUGAAAUGAAAUGUGCCUCCUCAUCUAACAAACACAACAUGCAAGACACAACAUGCAGUGAUGAUAUUUCCAAUUUAAAUAACAUCAGUGAAAACAACAGCGCGAAAAAUGUGAGUCGCAAUGUGAGACAUUUCAUUCCUCCAACCGAUUUCAUCCUCAAGAACAAGUCAAAAAGCACCACAACAGACGAAAAAGAACCAACGACAUGCCAAAAAGUACUAGUUUUUGAGACGCCCGCUAAAUUACUGGAAAAUUCGACCAAGUCAACUACUGCCACCAUUUUUCAAACACCCACAAGCUCCACUUCCAAUGACACUCCUCAGAGACAACAUUUGCUCACCACCGUUGCCAUCCAGAAUUCUUCUUCUUUGUGCAAAUUAUCCAAUGAUCACAAGUGCAACCAUGGCAAUACACACGAGGAGGAUGACCUCGAUUUGGAAUUGGACGAUAUUGAUCUUUCCUUCUUAUCAAACCAAGAACCACAAGAACCUACCCAUCAAAAACAACUAGAGAACCCAGAACCCUCAACCUCUACCUUUAAUAUCAGUAACUGUUCACAGUUUGAUGAUAUCGACGAUUUUGAGGAGGAUGAUCAAGAAGAAGAAUCACAAGCAUUUCCAUUACCAAACAAUCACAAGUUAAUCCAUGACAAUACACACAAUAAUGCAAAUAAGCGUACCAAUGAGGAGGAACCAACUUGGCAAAACGAUCAAUAUGAUGAAGAACCUUCCAAUGCAAGAAGCAACUCGAACAAGAAACAGAAAAAGUAUAAAAAGAGUGAUCAUCAACAUCCUCAUAUACUCUUUACAGGAAUCCAACCUACUGAAGCAAAUUUGAGAGCUAUUGAAAGGCUUGGAGGAGUUCUUGUUGAAGAUGCCUACACAGAACUUGUGGAAUCAAGACUCACUCAUUUAAUUACUGACAAAUUGAGAAGAACGGUCAAGUUUCUUUGUGCCUUAGGAAGCUGUCCCAAUAUUGUCACCGUUGAUUGGCUUGAACAAAGCACCAAAUCCAAAUACUUUAUCGAUGAAGAUGGCUUUUACUUGCAUGACGAAGAAGGAGAGGAAAAAUUCAACAUUUCUUUAAUUGAGGUGUUGAAUAGAAGAGAUCGAGCACCACACAAACUCUUUCAUGGAAUGGCCUUUUUCCUUACCUCUAAUAUUCUUCCAAAGCCAGACGAAAUGAAACUCAUUAUUGAAUGUAACGGAGGCUCUGUCCUUUCAACUCUGAGUUCUCUCAAAUGUGAGUUGGGAAUGAAUAAGAAUGUAUUUGUAAUCACGUGCGAGAAAGAUAUCAAACAUUGUUCUUCAACCUUGUUGCCAAUAUUCGAAGAUUUUGGUUUAGACCAAGAACACUUUUUCAACACCGAGUUUGUGAUGGCCUCUGUCGUUCGCCAAGAAAUCCAAAAAAACGAAUUGACCCAAUUCGAUUGGCCGAAGCAAAAAGUCAAAUCCAAAAGGAAAUAA